Messenger RNA from Oncorhynchus keta (chum salmon), 2504 nucleotides. It is a transcript of the gene snw1, whose product is annotated as SNW domain containing 1. Gene Ontology annotation, biological process: mRNA splicing, via spliceosome. Gene Ontology annotation, cellular component: spliceosomal complex. Lineage: Eukaryota; Metazoa; Chordata; Actinopteri; Salmoniformes; Salmonidae. The coding region runs from base 152 to 1765 and encodes 537 amino acids. The transcript has 13 exons. The record is from RefSeq and is a predicted model, not a curated record.
AAAGUGAAAUAUGCGGGAAGAUUCUGGACCGAUCACCUCACAUGCUGGAGAAGAAGUCACAUGUAGCUGCAAUCUAAUAUCGCGAGAUCCUGAACAUUGUGGCGUUACCUACGUAUGACGUCAGUCUGUGCGAGCAAGGGGAGAGAAAAAAAUGUCGCUUACGAGCUUUCUACCUGCGCCGACCCAGCUGUCUCAGGACCAGUUGGAGUCAGAGGAGAGAGCCCGGGCACAGAGGUCCCACUCCACCGCCCUGGUCUCCUCCCGGAGAGAACCCCCUCCCUACGGCUACAGGAAGAGUUGGGUGCCACGCUCUCUGGAGGACUUUGGAGAUGGCGGUGCCUUCCCUGAGAUCCACGUGGCCCAGUUCCCUCUGGAGAUGGGCAGGAAGAAAAAGACAUCCAAUGCCCUGGCAGUUCAGGUGGAUGCUGAGGGCAAGAUCAAAUACGAUGCCAUCGCCAGACAGGGACAGGGCAAGGACAAGGUGAUCUUCAGUAAGUACACAGACCUGCUUCCUAAGGAAGUGCUGAACGAUGAUGCUCCUGAGCUGCAGAAGCCCGACGAGGAGGCUGUCAAAGAGCUGACAGAGAAGACCCGUGAUGCUCUGAUGAAGCAGGUCUCACAGAAGAUUGCUGCAGCCAUGCCUGUGAGGGCAGCAGACAAACAGGCCCCUGCACAGUACAUCAGGUACACUCCUUCCCAGCAGGGUGUGGCCUUCAACUCCGGGGCCAAACAGAGGGUCAUCCGUAUGGUGGAGAUGCAGAAGGACCCCAUGGAGCCCCCACGCUUCAAGAUCAACAAGAAGAUUCCUCGUGGUCCUCCCUCCCCUCCUGCACCAGUCAUGCACUCUCCCAGCAGAAAGAUGACUGUCAAGGAGCAACAGGAGUGGAAGAUUCCCCCCUGUAUUUCAAACUGGAAGAACGCAAAGGGUUACACCAUCCCACUGGACAAGCGUCUGGCUGCGGACGGUAGAGGACUGCAGACCGUUCACAUCAACGAGAACUUUGCCAAACUGGCCGAGGCGCUCUACAUUGCUGACCGAAAGGCCAGAGAGGCUGUGGAGAUGAGAGCCCAGGUGGAGAAGAAGAUGGCCCAGAAAGAGAAGGAGAAGAAGGAGGAGAAGCUCCGAGAGCUGGCUCAGAUGGCCCGAGACCGCAGGGCAGGGAUCAAAGGUCACGGAGGGGACAAAGGUGGAGAGGACGGUGAGGCCAGAGAGCGUGACGAGAUCCGUCAUGACAGGAGGAAAGAGAGACAGCACGACAGGAACAUCUCCAGGGCUGCCCCUGAUAAGAGGUCGAAGCUGCAGAGAGACCAGGACAGAGAUGUCAGUGAGCUGAUCGCUCUGGGCCAGCCCAACCCUAGAGCCUCCAACGAGGCUCAGUAUGACCAGAGACUGUUUAACCAGAGCAAGGGUAUGGACAGUGGUUUUGCAGGUGGGGAGGAUGAGAUGUACAACGUGUACGACCAGCCGUUCAGGAGAGGCAGCGAUAUGGCCCAGAACAUCUACAGGCCCACCAAGAGCUCUGACAAGGACAUGUAUGGGGAUGACCUGGACACACUCAUGCAGAGCAGCAAGUUUGUUCCGGACCGUGAGUUCUCUGGUACGGACCACGGUCCUCGUCGUGACGGCCCUGUCCAGUUUGAGGAGGAUCCGUUCGGUCUGGACAAGUUUUUAGAGGAGGCGAAGCAACACGGCGGCUCCAAGAGACCCUCCACCAGUAGAGGCUCCAAGGACUACGACCACGACAAGAAACGCAGAAAGGAGUGAGAGGACGGAGCAAGAGACCCAGUCUGGCGGGAUGGGAGGGUAGCGUUCAGUAGGCACAAAAAUGGCUGCGACUGUUUUUGAAACAAGUUUCCACCUGGGACGACAAGUCUGAUAGUGGGGUAGCGUUCAUUUGGCACAAAAUCUCCAAAAACAUUUGAAAAGUAGGAGUUGCCAUUUUAGCGUUGUUUUAGUUAAUUUUCCUUUGUUUUAAACUUUGACACAGUGUUCUGCUUUUGUGCCCACUGAAUACGACCCAGGGUUUUUUUUGGGGGGGGGGGGGUCAGGGCCUUGGCUGGACAGUACAGACAUCCGUUUGUCUCGUCUGUUGUUUGGCUGAAACCCCAAGGAACUAGCAGGGAUUGUUCUUCACAUCUAUGUUGAUGAUGACCUUUUUUUUUCUAUUUUCUUUACACCAUCCCUUAAUCUUUACAUGGAACAGAGUCUCGCCUGUAACAUGUUUUUAAAGUAAAGCCCCCUAGUUGUAUUAAGCAAUGUUUAUUAUGACUUGUUUUGUUAAAUUAUCUUUGAUCUAGCAGCAUUCCUGUGAUUUGAGUUUGAAUUCCGAUCUUAAGUGAUCUAGUCUAUUGUAUCUUGAUAAUAAUGACACAAACUCUGUUACGUCUGGGAUAGUGUAACCCUACUCUUCACACUGAAUACACUUCAACUAGUGGAUGGAACGUGUCUCGUCUUUUUUUUGUUUUAGGUUUGUGCUAAUAAACAUAAAACCAGUGUGAUUCUA